AUGAACGGUAGCGACUUGAGAUCUAUAUCAGAAGACUCGAAUUCAGCAAACAAAAAGCAAAAGGUUUCACAUGGCGAUGAUCAACACGACAUUUGGGAUUCUAUCAACCUGGAAAAACUCGAUAUCAAAGCUCUCUAUCAAUACAUAAAAUCAAGAGACAACAGGGUCGACAUAUUAAACAGCGAUGGGUACAGUUUGCUCUAUUUAGCAGCAUACAAUAAGAGUGCAGAGGCGCUGCGUAUCUUGCUGUUGCAGCCAAACAUGGAUGUGAACCAGUUAAAUGGACCCCAUCAUGAAUUGGCCUUACACGCUGCAUGCUCGAAAGGCCUCUUUGACGCAGUGGAGCUUUUGAUUGAAAAUGGGUCUCUGCUUGAUGUCAAGGACUCACUGGGCCAUACACCGCUAACAAACGCUAUAUUCUCUUGCUCUUUGCCAUGCGUUGAAUUGCUGAUUGAGAAUGGAGGACAAGGAGCCGAUACAUCCGUGACCGAUGAACAAGGCAACACAUUGCUUCACCUGGCUGCCACCAACAACUUUACUGUAGCAAUUCCUCUGCUCAUCUCGAAAGGAGUACCCGUAGACAGCCUCAACCAACGAGGACUAUCACCAUUGGCAGUUGCUAUCAGUUUUGGAUACAUCGACGUAGCACUAGCGCUAAUAGAUGGAGGUGCAAAUGUGAAUGGCAAAACUCGAUUUGCGACCGUACUGCACCACGCUGUUACUUGGAAUCGACUUGAAAUUGUCAAGAAGCUUGUCGAGUGUAAAUGCGAUGUGAAUGUUUUCAACCUCCUUGAGGAAACACCAUUGUAUCUAGCAGUUCAACAGAGGAAAAUCGAUAUUGUCCAGUUUCUGAUCAACGAUGCAAAAGCUGAUCCAUGCUACAUGCUGAAUAACCCAGCAAAUACCACCAAUUUACCGCUAUUAUAUGCAGCUAAUCAUGGGUAUACAGAAAUGUGCAAAAUCCUAUUGACACCAAACACUUCCAACUUCUUUGUCCAAACGGCAGCUGACAUGAGUAGACGAGUUGGAUUUCCAGCUACCGAGAAGGCUUUAAGAGACGGCUUACAGGGCAGAUCAGAACCCACAACGCCUUCUGUUGCGGCAUCCACUGUGGAAAAGGAUGAUGAAGUAGCAUUUGCAUCGCUCUUUAACACCUUUAGCGAUGACGAAGACUAA
This is a messenger RNA of Mucor velutinosus, 1176 nucleotides long. RefSeq lists its product as uncharacterized. The transcript has a single exon. Lineage: Eukaryota; Fungi; Mucoromycota; Mucoromycetes; Mucorales; Mucoraceae. The coding region runs from base 1 to 1176 and encodes 391 amino acids. The record is from RefSeq and is a predicted model, not a curated record. Gene Ontology annotation, molecular function: protein binding.